GAAAGCGAGAUGUCUGAUAAGUCUAAAACAUCGGAUAAAUCAAAAUUUGACAAGUUGGUCGAAGGUGGAGAUAUUACUCUCAACUGUAUCAUUUCCGGUGGGGGGAGAAAUAUUUUCGAUGUAACAAUAUCUAACGCUAACAACAAUAGAGUCUCUUCUCUCGCGGAGGCAAUCAGAAACCGUUGUCUGCAAAUCACCUCAACGGCAGAUCUAUUUAAGGAUAUUGAUUCGAGCAGGUUGGCUUUAUAUAAGGUCGGAUUCAUAUCUGAUAAUGUCGUAAUCCUCAACUUAAGUAACAACGAGUACUACGAAGUAGAUGGUGCUGAAAGAAUGGAAGCGCAAGAUAAAAUUUUUAGUCAUUUCCCCAUACAACCCCAACAAAUCUAUGGUGGUGAAAAGGGAAUCAAUGUUAUUGUAUAUCCUCCUACUGAAACG
This is a messenger RNA of Funneliformis caledonium, 435 nucleotides long. The record is from the annotation of a GenBank genome assembly. Lineage: Eukaryota; Fungi; Glomeromycota; Glomeromycetes; Glomerales; Glomeraceae.